Molecule: messenger RNA, 672 nt
Organism: Rotaria sp. Silwood1
Lineage: Eukaryota; Metazoa; Rotifera; Eurotatoria; Philodinida; Philodinidae
Source: the annotation of a GenBank genome assembly
AUGAUGCUCGUUGUAAGUAAACACAAAAGAACUUCACAUUUUACUGAUUGUAACUUUUUAGCUCCUCAUCAACGAUCAUCACAAUCAUCAUCAUCAUCAAUCACAUGGAACCACUUUUUAUCUACACUUGGAAAUUAUGCUCGAGGAGAAUAUCUUAUAUCUUCAAUAAUUCAACAAAUAUCAGAUUUAAAAAAUGAACAAUCAUUUGCUGAUAUUUAUUGUCAAAUUACAGAGUUUUGUCAAUUGAAUAAUAUUGAUUUAGUUGAGCAAUACAGACCACGUCGAACAACAGCUGUUUCUGCUCGAUUUAAUGAAUAUGGUGAUUUAAAUGCAAUUAAGAAUGAGUUUAUGGUGAUAAAACCAAUGAUUAAAAGCAAAUCAACAUCUGAUGUUAUUGAAUUUUUGAAUGAAUUAUUACCGGUAGCAAGUGCAUUUCCAACCACCAUUCGAAUGAUUAAAGCUUCAAUAACAAUGCCCAUAUCUCAAGUUACUUAUGAAAGAAGCUUCUCCAAAACGAAGUUAAUCAAAACAUAUGCACGAAAUUCUAUGAAUGACAGUCGUCUAAGUGAUUUAACUGCUUUAGCAACAGAACGUUCAUUUGAAAUAGAUUUUGAAGAAGUAAUAGAUGUUUUUGCGAAUAAUCACAAGGACAGUAGAAUUAUUUUACGUUGA